GAGGACCAUCUCCAGCCAGGUGGAGGCAACAGGGGGGAGACUCUUGGCAGCUUGCUGGGUGUCGUUGGCGGGACGGUUAAACGGCCGGAACAUCGGCGAAUCUUCCGCUCGGCACGAACGGUUCAAUGUUUAAUGGACAACGAUAAUUCGAGGAUUGUGUUUUUAAUAAAGUGCUUCAUUUUCCGAGGUUUUGAUCAGAAAGAGGAGGUGUUGACAUUCGGCCUGCCCCCUUCCCUGACGUCGCUAUGAGUGCGCGGGAAGCGGUGAAAGCCAUGGAGACGGCGGCGGAGGGUGCGAGCGACCCGAGCCUGGGCCUGGCACGAACGACGGGGUAUGGCGAGGUCCAGGAGCUUAAGGAACACAAGCCUUCGGCCUCCAGUGCUGCCGGGCGAACGCUGCCGGCUGCGUAUGAAUUGCCCUGGGUUGAGAAAUACAGACCACUGAAACUGAAUGAAGUUGUGGGCAAUGAGGAAACAGUCAGCAGGUUGGAGGUAUUUGCAAGGGAGGGGAAUGUACCCAACAUCAUAAUUGCAGGUCCACCUGGCACCGGAAAAACCACAAGCAUCCUGUGCUUAGCACGUGCACUGUUGGGACCUGCACUGAAAGAUGCUGUUCUUGAACUCAAUGCCUCAAAUGACCGGGGUAUUGAUGUGGUCAGAAACAAAAUCAAAAUGUUCGCCCAGCAGAAGGUGACGUUGCCAAAAGGUCGUCACAAAAUUAUUAUCCUGGAUGAAGCUGACAGUAUGACAGAUGGAGCUCAACAAGCCCUAAGGAGGACAAUGGAGAUUUACUCUAAAACAACUCGCUUUGCACUGGCAUGCAAUGCUUCAGACAAAAUCAUAGAACCUAUCCAGUCUCGCUGUGCUGUCCUGCGUUAUACAAAACUCACUGAUGCUCAGAUCCUUGUACGACUGAUGCAGGUGGUUGAGAAGGAGAAUGUCCAGUAUACAGAUGAUGGACUGGAAGCUAUAAUUUUCACAGCACAAGGAGACAUGAGACAGGCUUUGAACAACUUGCAGUCAACACAUUCAGGAUUUGGGUUUGUUAACAGUGAAAAUGUUUUCAAGGUCUGUGAUGAACCUCAUCCACUUCUGGUAAAGGAGAUGAUUCAGCACUGUGUCAAUGCAAAUAUCGAUGAGGCAUACAAGGUUGUUGCUCAUCUCUGGAAGCUGGGUUACUCGCCAGAAGACAUUAUUGGCAACAUCUUCCGUGUCUGUAAAACUUUCCAAAUGCAGGAAUACUUGAAGCUGGAGUUCAUAAAGGAGAUUGGAUACACUCAUAUGAGAAUUGCAGAAGGGGUGAAUUCCUUAUUACAAAUGGCUGGACUGCUCGCUCGACUUUGCCAAAAGACUGCUGCUCCACCAGCUAGUUGAUGUAUGUGCUUCAACCUCCAGGGUAUUUUCUUUUUUGAUGAGAUUUAAAUUUGCAUCUCUCAUUUUUUUUUUAUGUUGUCUCAAUAGCCUUUCAUUAGAUACCUUUGAAUACUUUUCUCUCUACAUGAGAAUUUUGUGGAUUUAAAUUCUGUAUUUCCAAUUUUGUAUUAUUUCUGAAGCCUAUGUUACCUUGUGAUAAUAAAAUCACAUACAGUAAACUGGUAUAGUAAUAAUUUGAAAGCAUGUUUUCCACUGUGCAAGUAAACAACCUCAGAAUGCACAGUUAGUCAUUCAGCACAGAAACAAAUCCUUUGGUUCAACCUGUCCGUGCUGACCAGGUUUACUAAACUAGUCCUACUUGGCCCAUUUGCCUCCUAAACUGUUCCUAUCCAUGUACUUGUCCAAAUGUCUUUUAAAUGUUGUAACUGUAUCUACAUCUACCACUUCCUCUGGCAGUUCAUUUCACGUACAAACCACCCUCUGUGUGGAAAAAGUUGUCCCUUGGAUCCCUUUUUUAAAUCUUCUCUCCUCUGCCCUUAAAAGUUUGUCCCUACCCUAGUGAAAAGAUUUUUUGCUAUUCACCUUAACUGUGCCACUCGUGAUUUUACAAACCUCUAUAAGGUAGCCCUUCAGUCCUGGUUAAAUCCCUUUUAAUUCUUUUCUGCACCCCCUCCAAUUUAAUGAUUUUCCUUCCUACGGUGAAGAAACUAGCAUUUUGAAGAUGGAGGCUGUUUUCACUGAAAUCUUGAUUUUUGCCUAUUCCAUCAAUAUAUUACAAUAUUCUGUUCUCUAGAUUACGCUGUGUAUCCAGUGUAAGUUCUUUGGUCACAGUCAGUAUCUUAUACUACCAAUGAGAUACGAAGCAGGUCUGCUAUUGGAUCCGUCCGUG
Messenger RNA from Stegostoma tigrinum, 2262 nucleotides. It is a transcript of the gene rfc2, whose product is annotated as replication factor C (activator 1) 2. Gene Ontology annotation, cellular component: nucleus; DNA replication factor C complex. Gene Ontology annotation, biological process: DNA repair; DNA-templated DNA replication. The record is from RefSeq and is a predicted model, not a curated record. NCBI's taxonomy places the organism in Eukaryota, Metazoa, Chordata, Chondrichthyes, Orectolobiformes, Stegostomatidae. The coding region runs from base 246 to 1373 and encodes 375 amino acids. Gene Ontology annotation, molecular function: DNA binding; DNA clamp loader activity; ATP binding. The transcript has 11 exons.